This is a messenger RNA of Orussus abietinus, 969 nucleotides long. RefSeq names its product 39S ribosomal protein L35, mitochondrial (gene mRpL35). The coding region runs from base 106 to 678 and encodes 190 amino acids. Gene Ontology annotation, molecular function: structural constituent of ribosome. Gene Ontology annotation, biological process: translation. Lineage: Eukaryota; Metazoa; Arthropoda; Insecta; Hymenoptera; Orussidae. The record is from RefSeq and is a predicted model, not a curated record. Gene Ontology annotation, cellular component: ribosome; mitochondrion. The transcript is spliced from 4 exons.
CUUUCGGGUGGCCGGUCGGACAGCCGAGGAAAAAGGGAACGACGGCACAAAACAGCUGGCCACCGACCGACGUGUCGACCGAAGGAACGCGCCCCGAAAAGAAGAAUGUUGCGUAUUGUUAGCGCCGUGAUUCGAGCGAGCAAUGGCCGAUUAUUUGCAACAAGUUCUAAUGCUUCGAAAUCACUUAUCGGUACCAACGUAGAGCAGACCCGGUCAUUAGUAACAUUUUCGCCAAGAUUGUCGAUGCAAGAUGCUUGCAGAUGGAGUAAUCAUGGAACAUUAUUGAGUGAACCAUUGACGUCAAAGAUUCUUUCAUUGACAAUGCCUACACCAACGUUAUCGAGAACACUUACCAAGUUUUCCCUUCGGAAAGGGAAGAGGAAAGCAGUGAAACCUGUCAUUAAAAGAUUCUAUAGACUAGACUGGGGCAUUUGGAUCCGUACAAUGGCUGGACGGCACAAGCGUAUGUGGUUAAAAUCCAGAGAUCGGAAACGACGUAUGCGUAAACACGUUUUCACAAAUGCUACGCAGUCCUGGUUGCUCGACAAAAUGGUUACAAAGUUUUGGAAGAAGAGGAGGCACUAUCCAGAGGAUCCCUACGAGCCGUACCACUUGAGAGAAGAGUACCACAAAACAAGGAAAUACCCUGCACCUAUACCUGAGAAAGUUACGCCUUAGUGUCACAACUUGAGCAUCGAUACCUAACUUAAGAGAAUACAAUUAUACAGUUAUGCAGCUUCGAAACUCGUUCUCACAGACAUUAUUCUUUCUAACGAGUCACCCUCACUAAAAUAUUCCAAUAACUAAAUCAGCAGAAGUCUCACCUUGUGUCCCACCCCAAGAGUUAAAUCUCCAUCGUACCUCUGCCCACGAAUCUAUUAGCUAAGUGCAAAAUUAAUAUUACAUUUCCCCAUUAUCUCUUUUAACAUUCACAUUGGAAAAUUAAUAAAUACACCCAUUUAUUACAUA